This is a messenger RNA of Trichomonas vaginalis G3, 927 nucleotides long. RefSeq lists its product as uncharacterized. The record is from RefSeq and is a predicted model, not a curated record. The coding region runs from base 1 to 927 and encodes 308 amino acids. NCBI's taxonomy places the organism in Eukaryota, Parabasalia, Trichomonadida, Trichomonadidae. The transcript has a single exon.
AUGUUUAUAAAUUUCAUUAAAGAAGCCAUUUGUGAUAAUAACGAUGAAGUGUAUAAAUACCUUCUCGGCUGGAUUGCAUCAAUGAUUCAACAUCCUGGAAUCAAGAAUGAAACAGCAAUUAUUUUGAAAGGACUUCAGGGAACAGGUAAAAACAGAUUUACAGACAUUAUUUCUGAACUUCUCGCCGGUUAUUCAUGUAAAAACAUUACCGAAAUAAGUGAGCUAACGGGUAAUUUCAAUUCAGUAGUUGAGAAUAAAAUGUUUCUUGUACUUAAUGAACUCAAGAAUGUAGGUGGAGACAGACUCGCAAACUUCAACGCUUUGAAAUCAAUUAUUACGGAUAAUGAGAUUAGAAUUAAUGAAAAGAAUCAACCCAGAAGAACUGCUCAGAAUGUUGCAAACUUCAUUUUGGUAACUAAUAACGUUUACCCUGUCAAAAUUGAAGUUGGAGACAGAAGAUACGUAGUUUUAAGAGUUAAUGGUAAAUUCAAGGGUCAAUUUGAUUACUUCAAGAAUUUAAUGGAUUCAUGCACAAAGGAAUUUUAUGAUAAUUUACUGACGUAUUUUAUGCAAUACGACCUUUCAUCAUUUAAUAUACGAAUCAUACCGAUGACUGAAGCCAAACAAGAUUUAAUAGAAUUAUCAACAAAUCCUUUAGAUGAAUGGAUAAAUACACAUUAUGAUGAAUUGUGUGCAGGUAUGACGUGUAAAAAUGCUCUAUGCUGCAAACCAUCAGACAUGAAAGACAAGAAUUUCCAAAUGAGCAUUAAGGAUAAAUGUGAUAGGAAACAGAGAAGAAUAGAUGGUAAACAAACAUGGUGUUAUGUUUUGAAAGAAGAAAUGAAAGGAUUAUAUAAACAGGUUGAACCAAACGAUAAUGAGGAUUCAUUUACUGACGAUGAAAUACCUGUAAAUGAAGCUUUAUAA